CUGCUGGUGUUUCUGCUGAUAUCGAAUAUGUACCUGACAAAGAAAAGUGUGACUUCUUUGCCCAUCUGCCCCAGUGGCUCUGUCAACUGUCAGGUAUCCCUUGGGGAACUUUUUGACCGUGCAGUUAAACUUUCACACUACAUCCACUUCCUCUCAUCAGAAAUGUUCAAUGAAUUUGAUGAACGCUAUGCUCAGGGCCGGGGGUUUAUUACAAAGGCUGUUAAUGGCUGCCACACCGCUUCCCUAACCACUCCUGAGGACAAGGAGCAAGCUCAGCAGAUUCAUCAUGAAGAUCUACUGAAUUUAGUGCUGGGAGUACUGCGCUCCUGGAAUGACCCUCUACUCCACCUGGUAACUGAAGUGCAAAGAAUCAAAGAAGCUCCAAACACCAUCCUCUGGAAAGCAGCAGAGAUUGAGGAGCAAAACAAGCGUCUUCUGGAAGGAAUGGAGAAAAUAGUUGGUCGGGUUCAACCUGGUGACACAGGAAAUGAAGUCUACUCAAGCUGGUCAGGGCUACCAUCCCUGCAAUUGGCUGAUGAGGACUCCCGCCUCUUUGCCUUUUACAACCUGCUGCAUUGCCUCCGAAGAGAUUCUCAUAAAAUUGACAACUACCUGAAGCUCCUGAAGUGUCGCCUUAUCCAUGACAGUAACUGCUAAGUAUUUGUCUGGGCCCAUCCAUCACAGGAAUAAUGCCCCCAAAUCAUUCAGAGGGGUCUUCUUGUUGCUUUGCCACUUUCCAUUGCAAACUUUAUAGAAAAUUGCAUCUCACUGUAUCAAGAACAUCCAUCAUUCUUGUUUGUGCUUAUGUAGUUUCUGGCCAAAACCAACGAUGUUGUUUAUCUCCAUGGUUAGAAGCUUGUAACAUAAAUUAUCUGUGAUGGAAGAAUACACUUGAGCUAUCUCAGCUACUGGCAUCUCAGUGGUAACCAAAUA
This is a messenger RNA of Gavialis gangeticus (Gharial), 933 nucleotides long. RefSeq names its product prolactin (gene PRL). Lineage: Eukaryota; Metazoa; Chordata; Crocodylia; Gavialidae. The record is from RefSeq and is a predicted model, not a curated record. Gene Ontology annotation, molecular function: hormone activity. The coding region runs from base 28 to 657 and encodes 209 amino acids. Gene Ontology annotation, biological process: positive regulation of cell population proliferation; positive regulation of receptor signaling pathway via JAK-STAT; response to nutrient levels. The transcript is spliced from 4 exons. Gene Ontology annotation, cellular component: extracellular region.